Messenger RNA from Symbiodinium necroappetens, 336 nucleotides. The record is from the annotation of a GenBank genome assembly. Lineage: Eukaryota; Dinophyceae; Suessiales; Symbiodiniaceae.
AUGGUGCGAUUUGCGCCUAUACCCACAACUGCGAAGGCUAUGGGGCUUGCAGCAGUCGAGGUUCCGUUUGGGCCUUUCCUGCUGGCAUCCUCCCUCUUCGGCGCGCCUUGGAGUAUACUGAGCGCCGUGGUUGGCUCCUCCUUGGCGUCGCUCCCCGAGGUGCUGGAAGGGCGAGGUGACGAGAAGAUGCGUGAGCUUCUCGAGUCCUGGCGCCAGCAGCCCAUUCUGGCAACCGGGCUCCUCGUCGCGUCGGUGCUGCUGACGGCCUUGUUGAUAGCAAAGUCGCGGAAGAUGUAUUGCACCUAUCGUGAGCUCAUGGCUAAAGCCAGCGCAUAG